Molecule: messenger RNA, 708 nt
Organism: Dictyostelium discoideum AX4
Lineage: Eukaryota; Evosea; Eumycetozoa; Dictyosteliales; Dictyosteliaceae
Exons: 2
Coding region: 1-708 (235 amino acids)
Cellular component (GO): cytoplasm
Molecular function (GO): protein domain specific binding
Source: RefSeq, a predicted model, not a curated record
AUGAAAAACUUUACAAAAAAAUUAGCAGAAGUUAAACAACAAACCAUGGAGAAAAUGGGUAAAACCGAAUCACAUGCAGAUAAUGAUGCCACUAAAGAACAAAAAGAGAAAUUAAGAGUGAUUAAAACUGAAUACUCUCAAAUUUAUACAGUUGGUAAACUUUAUGCUCAAGAAACUGAAAAAUCCACACAACAAGGAUCACAAUUUGCAGAUGCAUUAGCACAAUUUGGAACAGGAUUUGUAUCAAAUGAACAAGUUAGUGAGGCAUUAAAGAAUGUUGGUAUUCAAUUGAAAUCAGUUGAACAAGCACGUCAAAGUUGUAAUGUAAAUUCAGUGCAAUCAUUAAUUAAUCCAGUUGGUAAAUUCCAAGAUACAGAGAUUAAGAAAGCAAGAGAUUCAAAACAUAAACAAGAUCAAAUUCGUAUUCGUUAUGAUACUGCAUUAGAGAAAUUACAAGAAGCUAGAAAGAAGAAUGAUGCAAAUUCAUUAAAAGUUAAAGGUUUAGAGAAUGAAUGUAAUGAAAUUAAAGUCGAAUAUGAUGCUGUCACCGCUGAAUUCACUCAAACUAUGGAUAAUUUAAAUCAAGAAAUGAAUAAACAAUUGGUCGAAGAAUUACGUGAAUAUACUUUACAACAAUUGGCUUUCUAUAAACAAGCUGCUGCACUUUGGGAAGAAACUAGUGAUUUAUUAUCUUCUUUUCAAGCUUAA